AUGGUGGCCUACAUUUCUUUGCGGGUGUUUACCAGGAGGACCAGCUACACCCUCCUGAGUAACAGCACAGCCUUGAUGCACAGACGGACAUAUUCAACCCCGGCGAAGCAGCUGGACACGCUGCCCCUGUCGGGUAUUCGGGUCGUGGACAUGACCAGGGUUCUUGCUGGACCGUAUUGUACACAGAUUCUCGGCGAUCUAGGGGCUGAAGUUAUAAAGAUUGAGCAUCCCGUGCGAGGAGACGACACCAGGGCCUGGGGACCUCCGUUCGCCAAAUAUAAAAAAGGAACAAAGGACGGCCCGGGAGAGAGUGCAUAUUACCUAGCUGUUAAUCGGAACAAAAAGUCGCUCGCCCUCUCCUUUGCACACCCUCAAGGGACUGAAAUAAUUCAUAAACUGGUCAAAAACGCAGAUGUGCUCGUUGAAAAUUAUAUCCCCGGUUCUCUGAAGAAAUAUCAACUAGACUACGACACACUUAGCACGAUAAACCCGCGUCUGAUUUACGCCAGCAUUACUGGAUAUGGCCAAACAGGGCCUUAUAGCAAACGAGCGGGCUAUGAUGUGAUGGUUGAGGCUGAGAUGGGCCUGAUGCACAUUACUGGGUCCCGAGACGGGCCUCCAGUGAAAGUUGGCGUCGCUGUGACCGAUUUAACCACCGGCCUGUAUACAUCGAACGCCAUCAUGGCUGCCCUUUUGGCCCGAAUGAGGACUGGCAAAGGACAACAUAUUGACUCUGCCUUAUGUGAUUGUCAAGUAGCUACGUUGUCUAAUCUUGCUAGCUCCGCACUGAUCAGCGGCGAAAAGGAUUCGGGUAGAUGGGGGACUGCCCACCCAUCUAUUGUUCCAUAUCGAGGAUAUAAGACUAAAGAUGGCGAUAUUUUACUGGGCGGUGGGAACGAUAAUCUAUUUGGCAUUCUCUGCGAACAACUUAAUCACCCUGAGUGGAAAACAGACCCUCGAUUCAGUACUAACAAUCAGCGUGUGAAAAACCGUAAGGCAAUCGACACCCUAAUUGAGGAAACCCUGAAGGAAAAAACAACCCGGCAAUGGCUCGAAAUUCUCGAAGGUAGUGGUAUGCCGUAUUCGGCCAUAAAUGAUAUUAAAGGAACUCUCAACCACUCUCAUGUUCUGGCACGUGGCAUGGUACAAGAGGUUGAGCAUCCUACAUGUGGGCCAAUUAAGCUUGUUAAUACCCCCGUGAAGUAUUCACACGCAACCCCUGGCAUCCGAACACCCCCGCCAACUCUUGGGGAGCAUACUACCGAAGUCCUCCAAGAUUUGGGACUUGGUACAAAGAGCAUAGAUCAAUUACGACGUGACGGUGUUGUCUCAUGA
Ophidiomyces ophidiicola is the source of this 1335-nucleotide messenger RNA. RefSeq lists its product as uncharacterized. The record is from RefSeq and is a predicted model, not a curated record. The transcript has 6 exons. Gene Ontology annotation, molecular function: catalytic activity. NCBI's taxonomy places the organism in Eukaryota, Fungi, Ascomycota, Eurotiomycetes, Onygenales, Onygenaceae. Bases 1 to 1335 code for a protein of 444 amino acids.